CAGACCAACACCGCGCAGAGGGUCUGUCUGUGUUUCUCCGUUCUUAAACCUGUUCUCAUGGAAACGGGUCAUUUGUCUCCCCUCUACAGUACCAAAUCAGAGCAAUAGAGGCUCCAUUAUGUCCAGAGCAACAGUCUUACUGCAUGUGAGGCUUUAACUAAUUCCAUUUCAGCAUAUAGGGGGUGUUGCCACAAAGUAGCCAUAUUGAAUGAAUUGAGCUGUUCCACUGUCAACCCCACCAGGUCCCGAUGAAGACAGCUCCUCAUCAAUUCUACUCCCCACGCUUCUCUUCUUCACGAUGGCCGCCACGGACAUAGACAUCUUCGCUAAUGAAGAGAAGCGUAGUCUGGAGCUGGGCGGCCAUGUUGGGUUUGACAGUCUUCCAGACCAGUUGGUCAGGAAAUCAGUCACACAGGGAUUCUGCUUCAACAUCCUGUGUGUCGGUGAGACAGGGAUAGGGAAGUCAACGUUGAUGAACACGCUGUUCAACACACUGUUUGAGGCCGAGGAGGCCAGCCACUACCAGAACGGUGUGUAUCUGCGGCCCAGGACCUAUGACCUGAAGGAGAGCAACGUUCAGCUCAAACUGACCGUAGUCGACACUGUGGGGUUCGGAGACCAGAUCAACAAGGAGGAGAGCUUCAAACCCAUAGUGGACUACAUCGACACCCAGUUUGAGACCUACCUGCAGGAGGAGAUGAAGAUCAAACGUUCCCUGUUCGACUACCACGACACCAGGAUCCAUAUCUGUCUCUACUUCAUCGCCCCAACCGGACACUCUCUUAAAUCACUGGAUCUGGUCACCAUGAAGAAACUGGACAGCAAGGUAAACAUCAUCCCCAUCAUUGCCAAGGCAGACACCAUAUCUAAGAGCGAGCUGCACAAGUUCAAGAUCAAGAUCAUGUCAGAGUUGGUGAGCAACGGUGUUCAGAUCCACCAGUUCCCCACUGAGGACGAGGCUGUCACCGAGAUCAACUCCUCUAUGAAUGCCCAUCUGCCCUUUGCUGUGGUGGGGAGUGUUGAGGAGGUUAAAGUGGGUAAUAAGAUGGUGAAAGCCAGACUGUACCCCUGGGGAACUGUACAGGUGGAGAACGAGAGCCACUGUGACUUUGUGAAGCUGAGAGAGAUGUUGCUGAGAGUGAACAUGGAAGACCUGAGAGAGCAGACUCACGCCAGACACUACGAGCUCUACAGACGCUGCAAACUGGAGGAGUUGGGCUUCACAGAUACAGACCCCGACAACAAACCCUUUAGUCUGCAGGAGACGUAUGAGGCCAAGAGGAAAGAGUUCCUGGGGGAUCUGCAGCAUAAGGAGGACGAGAUGAGACAGAUGUUUGUCAACAAGGUGAAGGAGACCGAGGCAGAGCUGAAAGAAAAGGAGAGAGAGCUCCAUGAGAGGUUUGAGCAGCUGAAGAGGAUGCACCAGGAGGAGAAGAGGAAUCUGGAGGAGAAGAGGAGCGAUCUGGAUGAAGAGAUGAACGCAUUCAACAGGAGGAAGGUGGCAGCUGAGACGCUGAUGGGUCAGUCUCUACAGGGAUCCUCACAACCGUUCAGAAAGGACAAGAAGAACUUCUUUAGUCUUCCGUCUGCGUGCUCCCUAACAGCAGGAAGGAAUUUAAAUUAGAAGACUGACUUUCUACCACGCCAAAAGGAUGGCUGUUUUAUUCUUCCCCUAUUGACAAUUAACAAUCUAUUGAGCUUACUAUUUUUUACAGUGUGAUUCGAAGCUACAUUUUUGUAAAAAAUAUGUGCAUCCUAAAUGGCACCCUAUUCCCUAUAAUGUGCCCUACUUUUGACCAGGGUGGCACCCUAUUCCCUAUAAUGUGCCCUACUUUUGACCUAAGCCUCUGGUUAAAAAUAGUGCAUUACAAAAGGAAUAGAGUGCCAUUUGGGAUGCAUUCCUUGCUGUGCUGUGCUCUCCUUCCUGAACUCUUCAAGUGAUGUUCUUACCUAAUACCUAGUCUUGGAGUCUUCCAUACAGCUCAGCAUAUUAGUACACACGUUCUCUAAUAGUCAGAAAGUAUAUAGGCUAUAUAUAGGGCUAUAAAGUAGUGCAUUAUAUAGGGUGAUAUUGGAGAUGCAACUUUGGUUGAAUAAAAGCUGAUGCUCUAUAGCAUGCUUCUCUGCAUGACAUUUUACACAUUACUUUCUUCAAUAAGCAUAAGAUAACUAGCCGAGGUGCCAGUCUGUUUCUGUUCUAGAAAGCAGUUGGUAAGAGAGCAGUAACCGACUGGCAUUCAGGCUGCAAGACAACAAUUUUCAGAUUAAAAUCCCCCAGAGUUUAUUAAGUAGUUCAUUAGGUUAAUACAUGUGUUUUCCAUGCUGUUGUCAGGGUUUAUUUACCCUGACUGUUCUAUGUAUUGACUAGUGACUCGUCUUAUUCCACUGAAAAUCUGUAAGACUUUUAUUAAGGACGCUGCAACCUGCAAGAGGUUGUUACGGUUGUCUAUUUAUAAGAAAUAAGAACUUUAUUUAACAAACUGUGACUCUGUGGAAUAUGAUCUAUGGAUUAGUCUACCUACUUAAAUAGUAGUGAUCUUUGUGCUAUGGUGGUUGGGAUUGUAUCAUUUGAUGGCUAUAGAUCAACCACCAAGGUGUAUUUGUCUGAAAUUAAGAACAAUAUUCCAGAAGAACAAAAUGAGCUUCUUUCAAUUGUUAUUUGAAAUUUACACUAAAACUACAAAAUAUAAAUGUUAUCCUAAAGUGUCCAAGAUUAUAGUUAAACAAUCUUUAAAAUAAGUCAUCUUAUAGAAGUGAUUGAUUAUAUCGUAUAGAUUUGUAUUUGCUCGCUAUUAAUAAAGCUACUUUAAAAAAUG
Messenger RNA from Oncorhynchus tshawytscha (Chinook salmon), 2816 nucleotides. RefSeq names its product septin-8-A. Gene Ontology annotation, cellular component: septin complex; microtubule cytoskeleton; septin ring. The coding region runs from base 299 to 1624 and encodes 441 amino acids. NCBI's taxonomy places the organism in Eukaryota, Metazoa, Chordata, Actinopteri, Salmoniformes, Salmonidae. Gene Ontology annotation, biological process: cytoskeleton-dependent cytokinesis. Gene Ontology annotation, molecular function: GTP binding; GTPase activity; molecular adaptor activity. The record is from RefSeq and is a predicted model, not a curated record. The transcript has 10 exons.